AUCAACUAGAGCCUUUAGAAUAUAGUGGAGUACUGCGAGGACGUGUUUCAGAAGCGUUCACCUAAGAGGCAGUGCGUCUCUGCAGCCCCGCGCCCAGCCACACACCAGCCAGUAGAGCACUCCAGUAGAGCGUCAGCCUAACGAGAGGAAGGGUAUUCGCGCCUCUUCUCCUCUCUCGCUCCGUCACUUGCUUCGCCUACGCGGUCUUCCAUACCAACGCCACACGCUCUUUUAGUAAGUGAUGCCCACGCCACUGGAGCCUUUGAAGGGCAUAGUGAACGGAGCAGACAGUUAACUAUAAUUGGAGAUAUUACUGAAAUAUUACUUAGCAUGGAUUCAAAGCCGAACAAAAGAAAACAGAAUGUGAGAAUAUAAUAAGAUAGAAACUCUUUCAGUACAAGGGACGUGAGAAGAUAAGAGAUACAAAACAACAGUGUGAACAAAUAGACAGUUAACUUAAAAUCACAUCGUAGAUAAGGAACUGGAACUUGGCAUAGAUUUUAAGCCGAAAGGAAAGAAAGGAAGAAAGGAAGAAGAUCGUGAGAAGAUAAAAGAUAUUGUAAGAAACUCUCUCAGUAUAUAAACACAAGAGAAUAAGAGAAAUAAGAAGAUAGAGAGAUAAAAAAGAAAAAAAUACUUUCUCAAUAUAUAAACACGAGGAAACAGGAAAAGUGAGGAAAUAGAGACAAAAGUAAUACAAACACGAGAAAAAAAAAGAGAAAUCCAAGCAUAAAUAGAAAAUGUAUGACAAAUAAGCACAGGAUAGUUAGUGAGAGUGGUCAGCGGGUAGUUAAGAGCAAUUAGACCCAAACUACUGAUACUAGCACUAUCCCUGUUCUCUACCCGAGUGUGUGACCUGACCUGACCUUAGUGUGACCUGUUCAUCAUGUGGUCACUGCCCCUCGCUGCCCUCCUCGCCUUGACCUUGCCUGGCUGGUGCUCGUGGCCAGUGGGACCCUCCUUCGUGGACGCCCCUGUCAAUGUGACCGUCAGUGAAGGGUCCCAUGCUUUCCUCCCCUGCAGAGUUGCCAACCUGGGCGACAGAUCGGUGACGUGGAUGCGGAGUCGCCGGCUGCACAUCAUCACCGCGGGCCUUCUCACCUACUCCCCCGAUGACCGACACAGGGUAUUGCAUCCCAAGGGCACGGACGAGUGGAGCCUGCUGAUUCGCCACGCCCGGCCAGGUGACGCGGGGUGGUACGAGUGUCAGGUAAACUCCGAUCCGAAGAUUACGACGCCGGUACUGCUGGUGGUGAAAGAUGCAAAUUUGGAAGACCCUUUCUAUCUACCAGAACACGAGGGAACUGACAACUGUAUAACAGUGUCUCCUCCUCCUGCCUCAGUCACCCAGGCGCGCAUUGAGGGGGCGCAGGAGAGGUACAUUCAGGAGGGCAGCAUCCUGGCGGUGACCUGCACAGUGGAGCACGAGGGGCGCGCCGCAGUGGAGGCCGUGGUGUGGUACAGGGGCGCCGCCAGGCUUGACUAUGAUUCCCCGAGGGGCGGCAUUGCUCUUCAGACAGAGAAAACCCCGAGCAGGACAGUCAGUCGGCUCAGGCUCUCGGCAGUCACCCCGACAGACUCCGGCCGCUACACGUGUCGCGGGGAUGCUGGCAGGGCGGCGUCAGUAGUGGUCCACGUACAGUCAGACCAGCCCCGCGCCGCGGUUCACCAAGGGGGUCACAGCGGCUCUCAAACACUGACACCACCUCGCCUGCUCCUCUUCAUCCUCGCUGUCAUCCUCCUGUGUCUCUCUCUCCGAUGACGCAUCUCCACUACUUUCAAAUGGUUCUAAUUGAAUUGACACGGAUUUUUAAGGGUGUUUUUAUGAUUGAAGUAACAUAUUAACGAUAUUUAUUCAUGAUUGUGUGUUUUUAAUGGUUGUAGUGACAGAUCAACAUGUUUUUUUUCUUAUUAACGGGAGAAACACUUGAGAACCCGGCUGAUCAUCUCUAUGGUCUUGGAAAAUGGUCGUGGUUAAGUGACACGGGUUUUUAAGGAUGUUUUUGUUGUUGAAGUGACAGAUUAACAAGAUUUCUACAGUAUUAACAGGAGAAACACUCUUGAGAACCCAGGUAAUCAUAUCUAUGGCCUUUGAAAAUAGUUAUGGUGAGAGAGCAAGAGCCUGCGACCUGCCCUAAGCAUCCCUUUAUUCCGCAAACCUGUGUACUGCAGCCUUCGUGGUGGUGGUGGUGGUGGUGUACAUAGAUAUGGUUUUAGAUGCUAUUUUCAAGGGUAAAGUUUUGGGUUUUAUAGUGGUUUGGGUAUUGAUACUGGAUGUUUGGAUGUGGAGAGAGAGAGAGAGAGAGAGAGAGAGAGAGAGAGAGAGAGAGAGAGAGAGAGAGAGAGAGAGAGAGAGAGAGAGAGAGAGAGAGAGAGAGAGUGUGUGUAUGUGUGUAUUUCUCCCCUUUUCCUCUCAAGAAAAUAUAUUGAGGCAGUAUUUUGUGUUAACCGAGCCACUCAUUAAUCAUUAGUCAUGCAGAGGUACUGGAGGGGUAGGUGGCUGAUUGGCUGACUGGUUGGUUGCUUCGUUGUCAACCAGUUAACCAGCCGUGCCACUUAUGUAUUGAUUAUUCUGUAGUUAUUAUUAUUAUUAUUAUUAUUAUUAUUAUUAUUAUUAUUAUUAUUAGAUGAACAGUUGUUUGAACAUUUUCCGUAGUUACCAUAUUGUUGAAUGUACGCCCCUAUUUUGUGACAAUUCAAAGAUUCUUAUUUAUUUACGUUAGUUUUAGUAUGAUAAAUAGUCCCUUUUUGCCUUCAAUAUCUAUUUCGUAUACUUUCUUGUAUCUUUGUAUCAUAAUUUGACUCGGUGUGUGUGUGUGUGUGUGUGUGUGUGUUGAGCCAGUGUACUGUGUAGUCUUUUACCAUCCUCAUAAUAAACAUAGUCGUAAUUAUGCUGCUAAUUAACUAACAUUUUCGUGGUGGUGGUGGUGGUGGUGGUAGUAGUGGUGGUGUGGUCAUGUCUGAUAAUGAGGAAGGUAAUGUUUGUUUUGUCUUUUCGUGCAGCUAUGCAUUUCCUUAUUUGUUUAUUCAGUUAUUUAUCUAUUAAUUUUCCUAUAUUCUUAAUGAUCUCGUAAAUAUCGUAGUUCCUAAUUAUCGAACAUUCAAACAAUCUUUCUCCAGAAUUAAUGAAGAAUUUCAGUACAGCCGUUAUAGUUCAGCUUACAAGGAAUUUCAGUACAGCCGUUGUAGUUCAGCUUACAAGGAAUUUCAGUACAGCCGUUGUAGUUCAGCUUACAAGGAACAAAACAACCAUUACAAACCACUAACACCACUCGUAGUAAUAGUAGUAGUAGUAGUAGUAGUAGUAGUGGUAGUGGUGGUGGUAGUAGUAUCAGUAGUAUACUCUCUUCAUAAACUAAUUUUCAGUACAGACAACAUAACAUUAAUUUUGCUGACAUGUAACAAAACAAGUACAGAUAACCAACUCCUCAUAGUAGUAGUAAUGGCAGCAGCAGCAGCAGCAGCAGCAGCAGCAGCAGUAGUAGUAGUAGUAGUAGUAGUAGUAGUAGAGUAAAAAUAACUCUUAAGACACACUACAGUAUAUCCAACCUCUUCACUACAACAUCUACGGACACUGAACAACACAGGCAAACCACCAAUAACCUAAAGAACUACACUUCAGUCUCAUUUUCAGGUCAGACGCGGGAACCGAACCAAUACAACGAGAGACGGCGAGGGAGGCUGGCCAGGCGCACUGGGCCUAUUCGCUGGUGGUCGCCGUGCUGGUCACUACUGCUGCUCCCUGCUGUUGCCUCGACGCCACAUGUGCUGGGCCGUUAUCAUCCCUCCCGCUACCUCUUUGCCAACUGCCAACCCCAAGAUAUUCAGAAUAUCGUAAGCGUGGUGUGUGCUACUUUGAGAAGCUCGGCGUUGCAGGAUCCCAGUGGUGUGUGCUACUUUGAGAAGCUCGGCGUUCCAGCAGAGCAAGGCUGCCCCUCUCACCACCGCUACCCAUCGCAGGCCCAAAGUUGCAGUCCUAGGAGAGCCGGAGGCUGGAACAAGACCGUCCAGAAUGAUUAUUAGUGUAUACCAAUGUAAUAAAAAUCACUACUA
Molecule: messenger RNA, 4053 nt
Organism: Scylla paramamosain (green mud crab)
Lineage: Eukaryota; Metazoa; Arthropoda; Malacostraca; Decapoda; Portunidae
Product: zinc finger protein OZF-like
Exons: 9
Coding region: 887-1762 (291 amino acids)
Biological process (GO): synapse organization; regulation of gene expression
Cellular component (GO): neuron projection membrane; nucleus
Source: RefSeq, a predicted model, not a curated record